Messenger RNA from Protomyces lactucae-debilis, 1300 nucleotides. RefSeq lists its product as uncharacterized. Lineage: Eukaryota; Fungi; Ascomycota; Taphrinomycetes; Taphrinales; Protomycetaceae. The coding region runs from base 396 to 1091 and encodes 231 amino acids. The record is from RefSeq and is a predicted model, not a curated record. The transcript has a single exon.
GAAUAGCUGUAGUCCAUUUACGUGUAGAGUUCCAUGUAACGCGCCGGUUGCAUGCCUUGAUUGAGGGACACCAUGAUUUGCGCGACACCUUCCUCAAGCGCAGCCCAGGUAGACGCGAGGUCGUCUGCUCUCGGCAUGCCUGGCCUCUGGGCAGCUGGCAUCUUUGCUAGGGGUCGUACUGACUCAGACUCUGGUGGCGGUUUGUGUGGUCGAGCCUCAUCUCUGCAAUUGCGUCGCGUUCAGACUCGAGACCUCAACAGCACACCAAGUACAACACUGGGCAAGCUGUAGUAGAGGGCCAGGGAAGCAGAUUCCCGUAUCAAGCUACCACGGCCUGGAUUCUGUACUCUGCUUUAUUCCAGCUUCUUUGACGCAUCGCACACCCAAGACAUGUCAUGAAGUUCUCUUUGCUCUCUUUUCGGCUCUUUCAGCUCUGUAAUGUUAUCUAUACAUUUACAAUCAUCGAAGUGUACGUGUUCAGACCAGGCAUACCUAUCCUCGGCAUGCACACCAUUGCUCUGGCGGCACUGAUCUUUCUGACAGUCAAUGUGCUCAAGCUUCGCAAUUGGACAGACAGCAGCUAUAUUCUUGCAGUUGCCUGCUUCAUGUUUUGGACGCCGGUCAUGAGCGAGCGAUUUCUCCUCUACUUGAAGUAUCGAGCAAUGGAAAUCUUGCGCUGGGUGCCCUCUACCGAUAUUGUAGGCGAUGCGACUUUCAAAACAAGCUUUGAAUUACUUGACGAUGGCCUUUAUCGGCUAAAGGUCCUGGCGAGCUCAAGCUUAGAAGGGCCAGUUGCAGACCAUGUCUCUAUCAUGUCAAAAGCCGAGGUGCAUAGGAUCUACUGGAAACUGGUAGACGCCAGUUACACAGGCACUCGCUAUAAAGCCCCUGGCGCCACGCUUUUGAGAAUCCUCGCAUCGCCCUUCAAUUUAGGCCAAGCAUUACAGCGUCACUUGCUCAACCCUCUGCUAUGGCGUAUGAUUGGCGACAAGGCUAUGGCAAAUACCCCGAUGCUUGUCAUGAUCAGUGUGCCGAUUGCAUGGUUUAUUCUGGCAAGACAGCAGUUCAAUCAAGCGCCACGCGCCAAUUGAUGCAUGUACCUCUUUGCAGGAAAGACCGAUCUUUUACUAGGCUUGGUUCUGCCUGGACGAGAUCUGCUACUCGAAAAGUUCGGCAGCUUGCGGUGUCUACCUGCCGUGAGAAGGGCUUCAUGAGAGUGCAGCGCAGACGGUUACAAAUUGAUCGGUGGUAGAAGAGUCAGUGUACUCAACAAUAUCCGGCAGCCAGCCGUACGACACAG